Messenger RNA from Cladophialophora immunda, 4600 nucleotides. RefSeq lists its product as uncharacterized. The transcript has 3 exons. Gene Ontology annotation, cellular component: membrane; cytoplasm. The record is from RefSeq and is a predicted model, not a curated record. The coding region runs from base 272 to 4306 and encodes 1344 amino acids. Gene Ontology annotation, molecular function: phosphatidylinositol-4,5-bisphosphate 5-phosphatase activity; phosphatidylinositol-3,5-bisphosphate 5-phosphatase activity. Gene Ontology annotation, biological process: phosphatidylinositol dephosphorylation. Lineage: Eukaryota; Fungi; Ascomycota; Eurotiomycetes; Chaetothyriales; Herpotrichiellaceae.
AUCUUACCGGGCCCAGAUAUUUCGAUGACAAGGCAUAUCUUUGACAGCAUCAUCGUGUAAAUCGGCCUGCGAAACAACCUGGUGUGCGCUGCGGAACCUCGAACAAAUUCUCCGAAACCCAAGUCUCCUAGCACGCGACUGCAUUCCGCAAUAAGUCAAUGGUCGGUUGACUGAGGCGGUCACACCUGCUUGGGCCUGUCCGCAGAUAGAUGCCGCUGAUGAGCCUGGCGAUGCGGGAUCAAGUGCGCGCCAUCCGGUGAUCCUCGACACGAUGUCAACCAGGGUGUUGAUCCAUGAUUACCCUCAUCGGACAGUGGCCCUUGCAACAGAUGAGCAUGUCCUGGUGUUUCGCCAUUCUCAUGCUGCACCAGAAAGUGGCAGAGCGUCAAUAUCGAGCUCGACCAGCCUACCACUGGGCAAUGCGAGUCGAUCCAUCCUGACGCCUCGAUGUAUGGUCGAGUUCGGAGACAAAUCUCUUAUCAACCUCGAGCACUUUCAUCCUGUCACUACCGCCAGAGGCACUUUGGGCCUCAUCACACUCAAUAACGAUGUCUUUCUUUGCGUUAUCACCGGCUCAGAAGAGGUGGCGAUUGUGAGGCCAGGCGAGACCGUCCAGAAGAUCUUCGCCGUGGAGUUCUACUGCCUCAACCGUGCAGAUUACGAUCACGCCCAUGGCCCUUAUCCCAACCCAUAUCCUGGCCAAAUUUUCCAGUCGGACGAUGUCGACUACACCCAGGGCGACGAUGUCUCCGAACAUCCAUUCCACGCUCUGAAGAAACUCAUAAGCAACGGCAAUUUCUACUACAGUGCCGAUUUUGAUCUUACACGACGGCUACAGGAUCGUGCCGAGGCAGAAAGCACCGUUGACAUUUCCAGUCUCGACGAAGGCCUCCUCUGGAAUUCGUACAUGAUUGAUCCGCUGAUCAAAUUCAGAAGUAGGCUUACUGACCUCGAACGAAAUGCUCUUGACCGCUCUCGCCUUCUCACCUCUGUGAUUCGUGGCUUCGUCAAAAGUUUGCCGAUACCACCUUCUUCCUCCCCGAUCCGGGGAACUGUCCCUGGUCCACCUACAACCCUAACCAUCAUCUCUAGAUUAUCCUCUAGAAGAGCCGGGACACGUUUCAACUCUCGAGGCAUUGACGAUGACGGUAAUGUUGCGAACUUUGUCGAGACCGAGACUGUCUUUUGGUCUCCCACCGGCCUUUGCUUCUCAUACACUCAAGUGCGAGGCAGCAUACCGAUCUUCUGGGAAAGCUCGAGCAGUUUGAUACCUGGCCAACAAAAAAUCCAAAUCACCCGCUCGCCGGAGGCCACGCAGCCAGCUUUUGAUAAGCAUUUCGCAUCUCUGGAGAGAACUUAUGGCGCGGUUCACAUCGUGAAUCUGCUGAGCGCCUCGAAGCCGGGUGAGGUCGAGCUGACAGAGAGAUACCGAUAUCAUGUGAGUAGAAGCCCGCUACGACGACAUGAGGAAGGUGAAGUGGAGGAACACCAUCUACUCCACGAAACUGAGUUCGAUUUCCACGAACGGACUCGUGGACCCACCGGAUACGAAGCAGCAAAAGCUAUCCGACCAUAUCUUGACACAAGCGCAGAGUCGUUUGUUUACUUUCUCUCAGAGGAGAUAGAGGAAGUCGCCGUCGAGCAAGGCAGAAGGAAACUUGUCCGAAGGCCUAUCGUUAUCAUGCAGCAAAAUGGCGUCUUCCGGGUCAAUUGUCUGGACUGCCUAGAUCGGACAAAUCUCAUCCAGGGCAUAAUCAGCCAAAUGGCGUUGGAGUUGUUCCUGUCGCACCGGGAUGAGCGAGGCAAUUCUGACUUUUGGAUGCGCCAUUCUGCAUUAUGGGCUGACAACGGAGAUGUUCUUUCGAGAAUAUAUGCUGGGACUGGAGCGCUGAAGAGUUCAUUUACAAGGCAUGGUAAGAUGAGUCUUGCGGGCGCCCUUGCGGAUGCCCGGAAGAGUGCUACUCGCCUUUAUGUCAAUCACUUUGAGGAUAAAAACAGACAGAAUACUGUUGAUCUGUUGCUCGGCAGGUUGGUCGGACAGACAAGCGUGGACCUGUUCGACCCUAUCAACGACUGGGUCGUUGCGGAAGUUGCCCGACGAAGAGCGGAGUUUGAGUCAAGGGAUCAGCUUAGACUUGGGAUGGGAACAUAUAACCUGAACGGCAAAACGUCAGGAAUCCAUGAAGACCUGACUCCUUGGCUGGACGUUCGUGGCAAGAAUCUGGACAUCGUGGUGGUGGGAUUCCAAGAAAUCGUCGAGCUGAGUCCGCAGCAAAUCAUGAGCACCGACCCCAAUCGGCGAAUGCUAUGGGAAAGGGCAGUCAGAAACUGUCUCAACGGACACGGCCCUGACGAGAAAUUCGAGGGGGUGCCCACAAAAGGCGACGAAUAUGUUCUGUUGAGGAGCGGGCAGUUGGUGGGAGCUGCAUUAAUGGUCUUUGUCCGCUCAAGCAUUCUGGGCCGAAUCAAGAAUGUGGAGGGCGCCAUCAAGAAAACCGGCAUGAGUGGGAUUGCCGGAAACAAAGGCGCCGUCGCCAUCAGGAUGGACAUUGAAAGCACAUCUGUAUGUUUCGUCACUGCCCACUUGGCCGCAGGGUUUGCCAACUACGAGGAACGGAAUCGAGAUUACAACACUAUCACCUCUGGCCUGAGGUUUCAACGCAACCGAAGCAUCGAGGACCACGAGAUCAUCGUUUGGGCAGGGGACUUCAACUACCGUAUCGGUUUGGGCUAUGAACGAGUCAAAGCCCUCGUCAAUGAAGCGAUCAUCGGGUCGGAAAAGAUCAGAGAAGAUGCAUUGGGCAAGCUUUACGAGAACGACCAACUCAACAUUCAAAUGGUGGUAGGAAACUGCUUCAACUAUUAUCGGGAAGGACGGGUCAAAUUCCUGCCGACAUACAAGUACGACAUUGGCAAAGACGAGUUCGACUCGAGUGACAAGCAACGUAUACCUGCUUGGACCGAUCGUAUCCUUUGGAAGGUGAACCAUAACCGAAACGCAGUCCAGGCUGGAGAGGUUCUCGGCUCGCAGAUGAAGCAACUGGAAUAUGACAGCGUCAUGGGCCUGAGGUUCAGCGACCACAGACCGGUGUAUGCCAUAUUUGACGUGGGGAUCCGGGUGGUGGACGAAGAGAAGAAGGACACCUUGACCAAAAAACUAUACUCAAAGAGGGCAAAAGAAAUGAAAAGCAAAGCCGGAGAUUCCACGGAAGGGCUGGACGAAAUGGAGACCGACGACGAAACCGACAGCGUCAUGGAGAGUCUCAUGGGCUAUGAGAGUAUUCAGGAAGGCCUACCUCCGGCGAGCAGCGACAAGCGAAAGUGGUGGUUAGAUGGGAACAAAGCUGCGCGAAGCACGAUCCGCCCACCAAAGGAGGGCGUGAUGUUGAGCGGGAACCGCGAAGGCAAUCCGUGGAGGGAGGGUGGGGAGGACGACUGGGUCGAGGUCGAGAGGCCGCCGAUCAUGGACAACAACAAGCAAGGCGGCAGCAGACCGGGAAGCAGGAAACCAGAGCCGCCACCACCAAGGACGGUGAAGAGAAUGGUACCUCCGCCCUGGGAGGGAGAACGAGUUGCAACGCCGUCCACAGCGGCGGCGGAGAUGAAGGCCCUUCGACGUCCAACGCCGCCGACACCACGAGGAGGCUCGGCUCCGCGAAACAGGGCUUCAAGCGCCACCACCUCUCCUGUCCGAUCAGCCAUGUCGUCGGCAGGCGAUCUGGCCAACAACAUCCCGGCACGAUCCUCCUCAGCGGCGGGAUUCCCCAAGAAACGACCCCCGCCCAAACCCACGAAACCGUCGGCCCUCACCACCUCGUCCAGCCAGGUCGCCGUCCCGCAGCUGAGCCCUCUCCCGGCCCCUGUCCUGCCACGGUUGGCGGCGAGCGUGUCUCGCUCCGAGGUGUCCGUGGCGCCUGAUCCGGAAGAGCGUCCCCCGCCGCUGCCCAGGCGCAAGGAGACGGCGAGUUCGACCGCCUCGUUCGUGAGCGCUCCCGACUCUCUUGCGCCGGGGCCCGGCGGUGGUGCGAGAGGUCUGCAGAAGGGCGCCGCCAACCCUCCUCCGCCGCCACCGUCGAGGGUCUCGAAACUCCAGCCUCAGCAGAUACAGCGCAAUGACGGGGCGGACGAUCCUCCGGCCCCGCCCUUGCCGCCGAGGAGGGAGACGGGCGCCAGGAGCGACAGCCCGGCUUUGCCCACGAGGCACAGACCGGACGGCAAUGUGAACGCGAACGGAGGCCUCAUGGACGAGGACGACAGGCCCGGAGCGAGCAGGUUGGACAGGUAUAAGCCGCUCAUGCCCAGCUGAGGAGCUGGCUUGUCAGCAACCCUGAAGGAAAGUUGAGCCUGCGAGGUGGAUACACCGCGAAGGAGAGAGAUGGGAUGACGGGUUGACUGAGACGAAAGAAGCAGUAACGAAUACAACGAGUGGAAUACAAUGUGUUUUAAGGCCGGAGAAUGCAACAAACGGAACUGUCAGAGAUUACCGCCUGGUACUCGAAUGUGAGGGACAUAGAUCAUUUUACAUCUCCAGUGUGGGUAAAAAGGAGUAUACAAGACGUCUAUCCACGUAUUCUGCACAGCACUCCUUGCGUCAAUUCCC